Molecule: messenger RNA, 834 nt
Organism: Nipponia nippon (crested ibis)
Lineage: Eukaryota; Metazoa; Chordata; Aves; Pelecaniformes; Threskiornithidae
Gene: TMEM213
Product: transmembrane protein 213
Source: RefSeq, a predicted model, not a curated record
AUGGCCACUGGGGUCACGCACCCAGCCCAGCUGCCAGCCGAGAACGACUCACCUUCGGGCACCCCUCGGGUGCCAGCCGAAGGACGGGGCUGCGCACACCCGCGGCAGCGGGAGGUGGCUCUCGCAGACCGGCCAGCGCAGCCCGAACUCCGCCAGCCCUGGCAACGUGUUGACAUGAAAACAGGGAGACGAAGCGGACCAUCUUCACAGGACCAAAAGGAGACUCAGAAGACAGAAGGUGCCUGGGACCCCGUGGGGAAGGGCUGGCUCUGGAGGCCUUUCCUCCCUCCGGCUGCAGCAGAUCCUGGGCAGAAACCUUCAGGCUUGACCUUCAGGGGCCCUCCACCUGCCUCGGCACUGGAAAGUUCAAGGUGUCCUGGCAGCAGGAAGCUCCUUUGCUCCACCCUCUGCCCUGCGCACCGACGCUCUGAGCUUAUCGAGGAUUUGCUGAACCAGAGCUGCUGGCAAAAGCGACCUGAUCUGCGCAGCCGCUGGGGUGGGAGCUGGACCCCCAGCAUGAAGCACUUCUCUGUCGAACGCUGGGCAGCCUUUGCUGUGCUCUUCUUCACCACCGUGCUCCAGUAUUCCUGCUCAACAGCUGAAGAUGUCUCCAAUGUUUCAACAAGCUCCAUGCUCACAACUGAGUACGAAGCACCAUGUCUUAACGCGAACUUCUGCAUGCAAGCAGCCACGUGCUGCCCGACGGGCAUGGACGAUUAUGGAUGGAUUGCAGCAGCCGUCGGCUGGAGCCUCUGGUUUCUGACGCUCAUCCUGCUCUGCAUGGACAAACUCAUGAAACUCCGGCCUGACGAACCCAAGUAUUUGGUGGCCUGA